CAUGACAUUUGUAUAUUUACAUAUGUAUAUUUAAAAAUUUUACAUUUGACUUAAAGUGCCAUGAGAAAACUUGCAUAUUGCAAGGUGGUUCUCAACACCUCCUUGGUUUGGGUACUCUUGGAUAUGUUCCUGCUGCUUUACUCCAGUGAGUGCAACAAGUGUGAUGAGAAGAAGGAGGGGGACUUCCUGCGGGGACGAAACUUGUCAAAGCUGAGCAUGGUGUCUGGAAAGCCUCAAGAAGGUCCUGGAGAAAUGGGAAAACCAGUUGUCAUUCCUAAAGAGGAUCAAGAAAAGAUGAAAGAGAUGUUUAAAAUCAAUCAGUUCAACUUAAUGGCAAGUGAGAAGAUUGCACUCAACAGAUCUUUACCAGAUGUGAGGUUAGAGGGGUGUAAAAUAAAGGUGUAUCCACAUAAUCUUCCUACAACAAGCAUGGUGAUUGUUUUCCACAAUGAGGCAUGGAGCACACUUCUUUGAACAGUCCAUAGUGUCAUUAAUCACUCCCCAAGACACAUGAUAGAAGAGAUUGUUCUUUUAGAUGAUGCCAGGAAAAGAGACUUUUUGAAAAGACCUCCAGAGAGUUAUGUGAAAAAACUCAAGGUGCCAGUUCAUGUAAUUCGAAUGGAACAACGUUCUGGGCUGAUCAGAGCUAGAUUAAAAGGAGCUGCUGUGUCCAAAGGCCAAGUGAUCACCUUCUUGGAUGCACACUGUGAGUGUACGGCAGGGUGGUUGGAGCCUUUCUUAGCCAGGAUCAAACACAGGAGAACCUCGGUGUGUCCUAUCAUUGAUGUGAUCAGCGAUGAUACUUUCGAGUAUGUGGUAGGUGCGACAAUGACCUAUGGUGGAUUCAACUGGAAGCUCAAUUUUCAUUGGUGUCCUGUUUCCCAGAGAAAAAUGGACAGAAGGAAAGGUGACCGGACUCUUCCUGUCAGAACACGUACAAUGGCUGGUGGCCUUUUUUCAAUAGACAGAGAUUACUUUCAGGAAAUUGGAACAUAUGAUGCUGGCAUGGAUAUUUGGGGAGGAGAAAACCUAGAAAUUUCCUUUAGGAUUUGGCAGUGUGGAGGAACUUUGGAAAUUGUGACUUGUUCCCAUGUUGGUCAUGUGUUUCAGAAAGCUACACCUUACAUGUUUCCAGGAGGGACAGGGCAGAUUAUCAAUAAACAUAACAGACAGCUUGCAGAAAUAUGGAUGGAUGAAUUCAAGAAUUUCUUCUACAUAAUUUCUCCAGGUGUUACAAAGGUGGAUUAUGGAGAUAUAUCAUCAAGACUUGGUCUGAGACAUAAACUACAAUGCAAACCUUUCUCUUGGUACCUAGAAAAUAUUUACCAUGAUUCUCAAAUUCCAUGUCACUAUUUCUCAUUGGGAGAGAUAGGAAAUGUGGAAACAAAUCAAUGUCUAGAUAACUUGGCUAGAAAAGACAAUGGAAAGGUUGGAAUUUUCAGUUGCCAUGGUAUGGGAGGAAAGCAGGUUUUCUCCUAUACUGACAACAAAGAAAUUAGAACAGAUGACCUUUGUUUGGGCGUUUCCAAACUUAAUGGCCCAGUCACCAUGAUCAAGCACCACCAUCUAAAAGGCAACAAGCUCUGGGAGUAUGACCCAGUGAAAUUAACCCUGCAGCAUGUGAACAGUAACCAGUGCCUGGAUAAAGCCACAGAAGAGGACAGCCAAGUUCCCAGCAUUAGAGACUGUACUGGAAGCAGGUCCCAGCGGUAGCUUCUUCGAAAUGUCACCCUUCCAGAAAUAUUCUGAGACCAAAUUUACAACAACAAUGAAA
Molecule: messenger RNA, 1774 nt
Organism: Mesocricetus auratus (golden hamster)
Lineage: Eukaryota; Metazoa; Chordata; Mammalia; Rodentia; Cricetidae
Product: polypeptide N-acetylgalactosaminyltransferase 1-like
Cellular component (GO): Golgi apparatus
Source: RefSeq, a predicted model, not a curated record